UGAAAAUGUUAUUCGUAGAGUCUGCAGAACACAGUGUGGACGCACAACGAGUGGUUCAAUUCGAUAGGACUGCCUUCAUAUCAACUCUACGUAGGUACGCCGGGUCUCAACAAUUCCCGAUCGUGACCAUGGACAAGAAUACGUCUUUAAUGAUAUGGUGGAUUGUGAUUAUGACAGGUGCCGUUGGAGGAAAUCACGUCGGUAGAGAAUUCCUCAUAGGAUUUCUGGAACCGUUCUUUUCUCACAAUGCAAAAUACUUCAUCAGCAUAACAGCUCAAACAACAAGUACAGUCAUCAUUAAAAGCAUGGCAUUUGACAUUGUUGAGGUAGUCGUGGUGACGGAGAACACGUCUACCCAGGUGGACUUUCUCAAUUCUACCUUCUACCAUGGCGACCUGGAGGUAACAAAGGAAACAAUAGCUGUCAUCUCUACUGGAGAUAUAUCGGUGUCUGCGUAUUAUUUCUCAGAUGAUGCAUCAGAUGGAUACUUGGCCAUCCCUGUACAAUCGUUGUCCAAUACAUACAUUGCAGUAUCUUCCGAAAUCGUAUCAGUUUUUUCUGUAAAUUUUCCUUUAACAAACAGAUCGACAUCUGGCAUCAUAAUUAUGUCAUCAGCGGAUAGCAAUAAUGUAACCAUCAGUCUCAAACUCCCUCUCGGUGGAUCCUGCGGAAAGGCAAAACACCAAGAUGGAAAGUUCUUGCAAUUCGAGCUUCAGAAGAACGAGAUGAUUGGAGUACAGUGCUCUAACGAUCUAACAGGCACACGUAUUGUCAGUUCUAAACCAGUUGCAGUUGUCUCUGGCUCAACCAGGACUGAAUUUCCAAAAGGAAGUAAAUCUUCCGAUCGGUUGAUGGAAAUGGUCAUACCUGUCUCAGCGUAUGGCUUUAACUAUGUGCUUCAUGACCUUCCUGGAAGAUCUUCAGGAACAGUCUACAGGGUCGUUGCCAGUGAAGACACUGAUGUUCUGAGUUCGUCGGGAUCACUUUUCAACAUCAAGGCACAGGAAUUUGUAGACAUAGAUACCUUGAUCUAUGGUCCGCAGUGUAUUUCAUCCAAGAUGCCUAUUAUGGUUGUGCUUUUUGCCAAAGGAACCGACGGAAUAAAGAUUCCAAACAAUAAUCUAUUCAUGGCUAUUGUGCCGUCCAUCCAGAGUUAUUCCAGCUGGUACUCAGUAAAUCACAACAUCUCUGUUGGCGUACUGUUGUCUAACUUUGUAACUGUUAUACUUCCUAUGGAUAAAGCAGCUGGCCUCCGUCCCAGUAUCUUCUCCCAGUUCUCCGUCCUAGAGGGAUGUUGUUUCGCAGUUGCGUCAGGUACACCCCUGACUGCAGUGUACAUGAUAGAACACGAUGCAGGCAUACCGUUUGGUCUUCUUACUUAUGGACAGAGUGGAUCGACUGCUGUUGGCUUCCCCGCAGGAAUCACUUUCAAUCAAGCAGGAACCCCAUGCGGGAAAUCAGGUUGUGCCGGCACUGUGCCUUACCCUUGUACCUGUGUUGAGGCCAUUCCCACCUAUCAGUGUACUGACAACAGUCAAGGUUGCAAUAGCUCCUUGUGUUCAAACAACAGCACGUGCUCUGCAGUACAACAUGCGUACCAGUGCCAGUGUAUGGACGGAUUCGGGGGAGCCCACUGUGAAACAGAUAUAGUUGACGAUUGUCUUAGUCACAAGUGCUCUGAUGCUCAGGGUGUGUGUGUUGAUGCCAUCAACUCAUACAUAUGUAACUGUUCGGCAGGAUUUACAGGACAACAAUGUGAACAAAAUAUAGAUGACUGCAAGGGAGUAGUAUGCAAGAACAAUGGAACCUGCAUCGAUGGUACAAACUCCUAUACUUGCCAGUGCCUGACGACCUUUACGGGGAUGAACUGUGACAUAGACAUGGACCCAUGUUUGUCUUCGCCUUGCAAGAACAGCGGAAGGUGCAUCAGCUCUGGUAUCGACGCUUUCGUGUGUGUUUGCAACAACGACUACAUUGGCGAUGUCUGUCAGUACGACCUCACCGCCAUCUGCCUCAACAAGUCCUGCAGUCUGGAAUCUGGAUCCUUCAACAUAACAAGUGACAGAGAGUUCAACCUCACUCUGGACAAGCGUACACUGUCCCAGUAUAUCUAUCGGUAUGUGAGCUAUCCAGACGACAGACCAUCGGCCAAGGGCCUUGGGUAUUCUGGCGUUAUGAUCAUAAUAGCCUUCGUGUUGUGUAUACUUCUCAUGGACGUUGACAGGCUAUGUAGAAAACCACAGAAGAGAAAGAAGAAGAGGAAGAAGAUGGUGGAAAAAGCAGGACCAUCUAACGCUAUGAUGCCUAUACAAGAAUGAUGAGGGGGAUUGGGUGGCCCUGUAGUCUAAGGCCCCUCAAUUCCUUGAGCACGACAAGAACCUAUGAUUGGGAGUUCGAAUCCCGGUCGCCCAGAUUAUGCUUCUACUUUUGUCAGCACCAUACCCGUGCUCGUGGGUUUCACCAAAGUGGUUAACGUCUAAGACCUGCAUCUCUUUGGGCGCUCCUCCCACAUUAAACUGACUUGUCGUGAUGUAACUGGAAUAUUGUUAAAAGCGAGGUAAAACUGACGCUCAGCUCACUCAAUGUAGAAGGAUGAAGGUUCACUGGAGAAUGGAAGGUCUUUACUUGCUUAAACGCGGAAUAAAGUCAUGGAUAUUUUAAGUAUCUACACUGUUUCAAUCAAUGUUACAUUGCUUCUCACACCAGGAAGUCAUGGCGAUGUUCAUGUAUACCUGCCUGCACGUGUUGACGAGGUUCCUGUUACAACUGUGCUUGUGUUGCUCCAGUUCAGUUGUCAAUUUGCAGGUAUCAUAAAACAUCACUUCUUAAAUCUCAAAGUGAUCAAAACUUUAAUUUGAUUCGUUUAUGUGGUCGGCUGCUUCGCGUAGAGAGAUUUUGAAUGUGUUAAUCUGAAUUAAUCCCACACAUUGCCGUGAUGUAUUCCCCUUUGUCUGUUUUUUGUGCAUUUCAAACAGUUUAUAUUCUAUAUGUUGUGUCAAAACAGAUUUUCAAAUAUAAAAUUUAGUCAAAUCUGAUGUUGUGAGGCAAGGUGUUUGCUGAGACAAGAUUACUUUACUUUUCUGCAUAGGGUGUUUACGCAAUAAUCAUUUAAUGUUAUUACUUCAAUUGGAGGGGCGGUCGGGUAGCCUAGUGGUUAAAGCGUUCGCUCGUAACGCCGAAGACCCGAGUU
Messenger RNA from Haliotis rufescens (red abalone), 3190 nucleotides. Its product is annotated as IgGFc-binding protein-like. Gene Ontology annotation, molecular function: calcium ion binding. The transcript has 8 exons. Bases 6 to 2318 code for a protein of 770 amino acids. The record is from RefSeq and is a predicted model, not a curated record. NCBI's taxonomy places the organism in Eukaryota, Metazoa, Mollusca, Gastropoda, Lepetellida, Haliotidae.